AUGACUCAUGGAGAAGAGCUUAGCUCUGAGAUGCAACAGGAUUCCAUUGUUUUAACUUAUCUCGAAGGAUUACUAAUGCAUCAAGCAGCAGGUGGAUCUGGGACUGCAGUUGACAAACAUUCGGUUGGCCAUGCAAAAGAUGAUGAUAACUUAAAGAUUUCAGGAAAUAUAUUUUCUAACUCUAAGAAUAAUGCACCAGUUAACAGUCUGGGUCAGGGAUCUGGCAUGUUACAUCUCAAAAAAGCAAGGCUACUGCAAUCCUCUGAAGACUGGAAUGCAGCAAAACGGAGAAGAUUGUCUGCAUCUGUGGUUGGUAUAAAUGGAAACAAUGAUGCUUUAUUGGCUGGCAUGGUGGAAAAUGUGCCCAAGGGGAAGCAAGAUAGUACCUUGCUGGCUUCUUUGCUGCAGUCAUUCAGCUCUAGGUUGCAAAGUGUUGCCCUUUCACAACAGAUUAAACAAAGUCUUAAAGACCAAGGGUUUUCCAUCAGCCAAGAACCUGUGCACGAGGAAAAAGAUAGCAGAUGUUAUGGUGCUGCAUCCAAUCAUUUAAAAACCCUAUUAAAUAAAAGUAAAGUAAAAGAUAAAAUAAUCGACAAUAAUUUAACUGGUUUACUUAAAAAGUCACAUCAGGAGAAUUAUGUUGAACCUACUCUUUCAGGGCAGAAUGGUUCAAAAGGAACAGUGGAACCAAUUUCAUGUGCAGCAAGACUUCAAGCUGUUGCAAAUAUGGUUGUGAAAAGAUCUAGCCCCACUGCAUCACCUAAACCAAGUGUAGCUUGUAGUCAGUUGGCGUUGCUUCUUUCUAGUGAAGCUCACCUGCAGCAAUACUCAAGAGAACAUGCCCUCAAGGCACAGAGCGCAAGUCAACUGGCAAGUGAACGACUUGCUGCCAUGGCAAGAUUGAAAGAGAGUUCGGAGAGUGACCUUCAUCGUUUCCAGUUGUCAACUAAUUUGCCAGCCAAAGUCAGCAGUCCAAUUAGACCUAUGUCAAAUGGAAUUGGUAACGUUGGAAAUGUUUCUCCUUUCCCAAAUCAACUGGGUGUGCCAAGUUCUCCUCUCAAGACAGCAGGUUUUAAAACCCAUACAGAGAGAAACCAUGUGAAACCAUCACCAAAUAACAGUUUGCUUCUACACCUUCUUAAAAGCCAGAAUGCCCCAAGUGUAAGCACAAGUCAUUUACACAGUGAUAAGUAUUCUUUUGAAGAAAGUGCCACCCCAACAACUACAGAUGAUUUUUCAGACAACAAUCCUAGUUUUACAGAGGAAGAAACUAGUGACGAUGAAAGCACUCAUUCAAACUGCGUGCCAAUAGAUUUGUCCUUUAAAAACAGAGUAGAUAAGCCGGUGGCAUUAACUACUGCAUCUAUAGACAAUUUAACAGAAUCUUUGCUUCAUAACUGGGAUCCAAAAGUUGAAGGAAUUGAUCUCGGCAGAGAGAAAGACACGUCCAUGGAUACCACAUUAAAGCCAUAUCAGAAAGUAACAUUAUUACAAUUGCUGUUGGGCCAUAAGAUUGAUGAAAGUCAAGAAUCAAUUGUAGAUGUACGGGGACCACCAAAAGCUGCUGACCUGGCAAAAUUCAAUUUGCCAGGGCACAGCCAUGUUUCAGAGAACACAAGUAUCCAGAAGUAUCCACAAGUAUCUUCUCCACUUAAUACUUUACCUUUGCACAAUGCUGCCAAAGCAGAUUCUCCUGUAAAUCUGACUCACCAGCCCUUUCCAAUCAAACCCACUUUUACGUCUUACAUUAGUAACCUUCAAUCAGAGAGACUUGUGAAUCCAGCAUCAAAACAUUUGAUAGAGCUAACUAGAAACAAAGUAUUCCAACCACCUGUCCCAGUAGUAAGUAACAAUGCACAAAGUAAUGAUUCUUUCAGCGCAAGUAAGCUUCUUCAAAAUUUAGCUCAAUGUGGAAUGCAGACAGCUGCACCUGAAGAACGACUACAAAAACCAUUACAUUCUAGUAAUGGUACAACAGUUGGGUUAGUUGAACGAUUGGAUAGCCCGCAUGUUACAAAGCCAUCAAGCUCUUUUGAAGAAGUCAGAACUUUCCACAGCCCAUCUACUCCUGUUGAUUCAGGAUUUCCAAGCUCUGAAAUAGAAAAUCUUCUAGAAAGACGGACAGUUCUUCAGCUUCUUCUUGGCACAACUAACAAAGGAAAAAAUGAAAAAGUCCAAAAAACUGUCAUUAAAGAUGAAUGCCAACAGGGGCAUGUAGAAAAGAUAGUAAGUGAGCAAAUUGUAGCUUUUAAAAUUAAAACUGAACCAGAUGAUGUCUCCAAUGCACAACAUUUGAGAGAAAAUGGAGUGCCUAGUCCGACUUGGCACUCAUCUCUUCACAAAACUGCCCGAUCAUCUCCAGAGGAGUCAAAGCCCCAACACCUUUCUCCACAUGAUUUUAAUGGUUCAAGGAAUGGUCUUCUCAGUCGUUUGCUGCGGCAGAACCAUGAUGGAUAUGACACAAACGAUUUGGAUAUAAGCAGACAUGAAAUUAAGCAAACAGAAUCAAAAAUUCCCAGUGUUGUUCCAAAAAAGAGAAAAAUGCACCAAAAUGAGCCUUUAGAAAGCCAAGUAAAAUUAGCUAGAAUUGUUUCUCCAGACAGUAGUAAUAGGCAAUUCUGCAGUACAAAAUCUUUGUGUACCCCAUUUUUUCUGCAAGAAGAUAUAAACGGCAACAAAUCUGAUCACGAACAUAGGGGCACCAUGGGUCAAAGUUCAUAUAAUGAAAGUAAAAAUGUAAGUUGGUCAAGAGAGAAUAAAGGAUUCAAUGUGCUGAAACAACUCUUACUUUCAGAAAAUUGUGUCAGAGACUUGUCUCAGCACAGGAGCCAUACCUCUGCUGAAGAGUUGAUGAGACCCACCAGAAGUAACUUGGCAGGGAAUUCUGACUUUUUAGCUCCUUCUUUAAAUGUGUUAAUGGGAAAACAUUCUCAAACAAAUAGUGUAGAUCAAAUUACCUUUCCAUACCCAUCUUCCUUAAAUAAUUCUCAUCAUACCCCUCCAGAGACUUCAGGAAAUAAAAUUUCUAUGGCCAGUUCUGGACCUGUUAAUACAAGCCCUGUGCCUAAUGAUAAAGGGCCAAUCAAAUGGGUUAUCACAGGUAUGGAAAAGAAUGAGUUUGGGAAAGAUUACCCAAGACUGACAAAAACAAAUCCAAUAUUAUACUACAUGCUUCAAAAGGGGGCACAUUCUGCUGCUAACCAAGACUUACGAGAUAGGAACAUUUGGACAGAGUCUUUGUUGGCGAAAUCAAAUGAGUUGACAUUAAAAAGAGAAUCAGUCAAUGGUGGGAUUACCAGCUCCAGUAGUAUUGGUUUGACAAAACCUUCCAAUCAUGCAGCAAAUAAGACUUUUCAUAAUUCCAAUGGCAGCAAGUAUGGGCUUUUCGAUAUGCUAGCCAUUAAAAAUGAGCCUGAAUAA
Molecule: messenger RNA, 3420 nt
Organism: Pelobates cultripes (western spadefoot toad)
Lineage: Eukaryota; Metazoa; Chordata; Amphibia; Anura; Pelobatidae
Source: the annotation of a GenBank genome assembly